GGAGAGUAUUUCGACUGCCAUACUUGUACACUUUGCACAUGCGUACUUCCGAUACUUUUGAUUUGGUCAUUUAAAUUGGUUAUGUUCUCUGUCUCUCUUUAAGAUGUACAUUUUCUUAUCUAGUAUCGUCUCUUGUUAUAUCUAAUCUUUGCUCAUACUAAAUUAUCUCAUUAUUGCACAUGUUGUACAGUGCAAUUCAUUUCUGAGCCCUUUUGUGGGCACCAGGGCACUUGAUUGCCCAUCACUUUAUUACAUAUCUAGUCUGUUUUAUAUCUAGUCACUUCUGGGGAAAAUGACACCACCAAGUAUGCAUCACUGUUACCAAUAUUAAUUGCAAUUGAAGUUAUCAGUAUCAGAACAUCUACAAAACAUUACAAAUUUAUUGAUAAUAGUUGUAGGUUAUUCAAGGCAGUUUAUUCAAAUGACAAUUCUGUUGUGUGGAAUUAUGAAAGCACAGUAGUGCACAAUAACAAUAAAUGUAAUUAUAAUAAUGUCAUUUUGACAGUCAAUAUCAUGUGCAAGCAUAAUAUAUCAGUGUGCUUAAAUUGCAUUUGAAUUUUAACACAUAAUCUAGUGAUUGGAUUAAAUUAAUCAGCAAAAUGACAUCAAUGUUUGAUCAGUAUGAGCAAGCGUCUCAGAGAUCUAAGCAGGUUUAUGUACCCCCAAUACGUCCUGAUAUUAGUACAACAGGAUUUAUCCAGAUGAAGUUACAAGAUGAUGGGCCAAUUUUUAUAAAACAAAAAGUUAAUUUUCUACCGCCUGAUAAGAUUUUACAUCUGGUUGUUAAUAAUAAUAUUGUCGUUAUAGCUAUGGCUAAUAAUAUUCUCCUGCGAAUUGAUUUGAAAAAUCCAGACACACGAGAAGAAAUUGAUAUAUCUAAGUAUGUAAUGAAUAUGAGAAUGGUAGGAAUGUUUCUUGAUCCUUUGGGUAAUCAUUUAUUGAUAGCUUUAGCUCCAAAAUCACAGGAUAACUCCUUGCCUGAAUUAUUUUAUUUGCACAGGAAAACAACAAAACUAAAACAGGCAAGCAAAUUCAAAGGACAUGAAAUUACUGCUAUUGGAUGGAACUUUCAAAAUUCUUUGGAGACUACUACAGGUCCAAUUCUUUUAGGAACUUCUAAAGGUCUCAUUUUUGAAACAGAAAUUGGUUUAGAUGGCGACAAAAUAUUCAAUACCAGUUUGGAACAAUAUUGGAGACAGGUAUUUGAUAUAGGAAAAGAUAGCAGUCCACCUAUUACUGGUUUGGAGUUUCAUAAAAUACCAAAUACUGAUAAAUACAUGAUUAUUGUUACUACUCUUAUGCGAAUUUAUCAGUAUAUUGGAUCAGUACAAAAUCCAGAAGAAAAACCUUUGUUGCAACAAGUAUUUAAUAAAUAUUUAAAUGUAGAAGAAAGUUUUAAUGAAGUAAUGAGUUCCUUAUCUUAUUCUAAGAUGCAAUUUUAUUAUCCUUCAGUUGGUGCUUUACCAAAAUCAUUUGGUUGGUUAACUGAAACUGGUAUAUUAUAUGCUCAGGUUGAUGCAAAAGUAGAUCCUAAAAAUGUCUUAAUUAAUCAACAAAUGUUGACUUGCCCCGAAACAAGUCUUAUGGGAAUUAAUAAAUCACAAACAUCUACUGUACCAUUAUCAUUUGUUUUAACAGAAUUCCAUGCACUAUUACUAUAUACAGAUCGUGUAAAAGGAAUAUCUCUUUUAAACCAGGAAUUGAUAUUCGAGGAUAUUUAUAAUGAUCUUCAAUACUUGCAGGCUGUUGGAAAAUUACUUAAUAUCACUAAAGAUUAUGUGACUCGUUCUAUAUGGAUUUACAGUGAAAGAGCAGUAUUUAAAUACAAAGUUAAUAAAGAAGAUAGAAAUGUUUGGCAGGUUUACGUUGAUAAAGGUGAAUUUGAGCUUGCAAAACAGUAUUGUAAAAAUAAUCCAGCACAUAUAGAUCAAGUACUUGUAAAACAUGCAGAAAUGCUCUUUAAAAAUAAAGAGUACGAAAAAAGUGCUCUUAUCUAUGCAGAUACUCAUUCAUCGUUUGAAGAAAUUUCUUUAAAAUUUCUUCAAGAAUGGCAAAUAGAAGCUUUAAAAACAUUCCUUAAAAAGAAACUUGAAGGACUAAAAAUACAAGACAAAACACAAAUAACUAUGAUUGUUGUAUGGGUGACUGAAUUAUUUAUGAAUCAACUGGGUGUAUUACGAAGCACUAAUAAAUCAUAUUUACAUGAUCCUCAAUAUUUAGAACUGCAAAAGCAAUUUGAUAGUUUUCUCGCGAUACCAAAAGUUGAGGAAUGCAUAAAACGGAACCGCAGUACUAUAUACGAUUUAAUGGCAAGUCAUGGAGAUAAAGAUAAUCUCAUUCGUUUAACUAUAAUGCAUUGCAAUUAUGAAGAAGUAAUAAGGCAACAUUUGUAUAAAAACAAUUAUCUAGAAGCCCUUGAAGUCUUAAAAAGCCAAAAUAAUAAAGAACUCUUUUAUCAAUUUUCUGGUAUUCUUUUGCAAGAAUUGCCACGUCCUGCAGUGACCGCAUUGAUAUCACAGGGUUCUAUGUUAAAACCAUCCAAACUUCUUCCAGUUUUAGUAUCUUGCAAUAGCGAUGAAAAGCAUGCAAAAGAAGUAAUCAGAUAUCUAGAAUUUUGUGUAUAUAAGCAAAGCUGUAUGGAACAGGCAAUUCAUAAUUUUCUAUUAUCAUUAUAUGCUCGUUAUAAUCAAGACGAACUAAUGAGUUACAUCAGAUCUCAAGGACAAGAUAUAAAUAUGGUGCAUUAUGAUGUGCAUUAUGCAUUAAGAUUAUGUCAGGAAGUUGGUUUAACAGAAGCUUGCGUAGAAUUAUCUGCUUUACUUGGACUCUGGACAACUGCAGUCGAUUUGGCUUUAACGAUCAGCGUUGAUCUUGCAAAACAGAUAGCUACUAUGCCUUCUGACCACGACUAUGAAUUGAGAAAAAAAUUAUGGCUAAAAAUCGCUGAACAUGUGGUUCGAGAAAAAGAUGACAUAAAACAAGCGAUGGAAUUUUUAAAAAGUUGUGAUAUAGUUAGAAUAGAAGAUAUAUUACCAUUCUUUUCAGAUUUUGUCACCAUUGAUCAUUUCAAAGAUGCUAUAUGCAAUUCAUUACAGGAAUACAAUCAACAUAUUCAAGAUCUCAAGGAAGAAAUGCAGGAAGCUACAAAAGCAGCUGAACUUAUUAGAAAAGACAUACAAGAGUUUAGAACAAGAUGCACAUUUGUAUAUGCAAAAGACACAUGUAAUACUUGUGAUGUCCGACUGUUACUGCGACCGUUUUACGUAUUUCCCUGUGGACAUAGAUUUCAUAGUGAUUGUCUCGUAGCUGCAUUAACGCCUAUGCUAUCAAUGAGUCAGAGAACAAAGCUGGCUGAUCUUCAAAGACAACUUACUGCUCUUUCUAAUAGACCUGAAGAUACAACAUCAGUUGCAUCUGUAUCUUUGUCUACGAAAGAUCAAAUUAAGGCUGAUAUCGAUGAAUUAAUAGCUUCUGAAUGUUUAUAUUGUGGAGAACUUAUGAUAGAAUCUAUAGAUAAGCCGUUUAUCGAGGAAGAAGAUUAUGAAAGAGUAAUGAAGGAAUGGGCAUGAGUACUAUGAAGCAUAAUCUGUUUGUAAAAUAUUUCCAAACAUGUAUUACUACAUGUUACAUUUAUUUACCAUCAUUUUUAUUUGUAACAAACAAAACAUGUAUUAUAUCUAAUUGAAUGUGUAAAGUAUUUAUUUUAUACAUGUAUAGUAAUUAUUUGUAAAUUUAGAAAUAAAAAACUGAAAUAAUCGUAAA
This is a messenger RNA of Megachile rotundata (alfalfa leafcutting bee), 3762 nucleotides long. RefSeq names its product vacuolar protein sorting-associated protein 18 dor (gene dor). Gene Ontology annotation, biological process: endosome to lysosome transport; organelle fusion; lysosome organization. The record is from RefSeq and is a predicted model, not a curated record. Gene Ontology annotation, cellular component: HOPS complex; endosome. Lineage: Eukaryota; Metazoa; Arthropoda; Insecta; Hymenoptera; Megachilidae. Gene Ontology annotation, molecular function: protein-macromolecule adaptor activity.